UCGUAUGUGCGACUUGGCCUUCGCGUUGGCCAGUACUGCCAGUAGGCUUCGAAAAAUUCGAUAUGAUUCGAUAGUGACACACAUUAGUGACAAUUGUGACGAUAAGAAUUGGUGGAAUUUAAUUUUGCACACGUCUCAUGGAAAUAAAUAAGAGAAACUCGUAGCAUAGUAGUUGCACUUGCUGGACAAACGACGGUAUUGCGCGAAAUCUAAUAAUUUUCACGUGACACAUCUAUUUCUCGUCAAUUUCAUCGAUCAAGGUUACUCUUGCGUACACAUAUGCACCCUUCUUUAACAGUUUUCACCCAUUCGCGUUGCAUUCUCAUCGUGAUUCGCACGGCCGCUAAACGUAACCGACGUGCGUGCCUGUAGAGAUCCAUCAGGUGGAAUCUCGUUUCUGCUCGUUUCUGGUGGUGUCACACGCUGCUGUGACGAGUCGCCGAUGUUGUGACAGUCGAAAACAACCUGGUGGCCACGACGGAGAAAGCUCGGCACAAGUGUGUACAGGUGCGUGGCUGUCGCCGAAAAUGAGCUCGCAUCACCAUCUGAAUUCGUCAUCGGGCGAGAUAAAUCACAUACACUUCGUCUCUGAAGACAUCGGCUCGUUGUACGUCUCCGAGGAGUAUGCGGACGUCACCAUCGUGGUAGCGGGUCAAAAGUUCCGUAGCCACAAGCUCAUUCUUGCCGCGCGCAGCGAGUACUUUCGCGCUCUGCUCUUCGGGGGCAUGAAGGAGUCCAUGCAGAGUGAAAUAGAGUUGAACACCGCGUCGUUGCCCGCAUUCAAAGGCUUGCUCAAGUACAUUUACACUGGACGCAUGUCCCUCACCAAUGAGCGAGAUGAGGUCAUUCUCGAUAUUCUCGCGUUAGCGCAUUUGUAUGGGUUUAUGGACUUGGAAGCAGCUGUAUCUGACUAUCUCAGAGAAAUAUUAAACAUAAAGAAUAUAUGUUCGGUUCUGGAUACUGCUAUUUUAUAUCACUUGGAAUUUCUAACUAACGUUUGCUUUGAAUACAUGGACGUCCACGCAUCUGAAGUUAUAAAGCAUGAGAGUUUUCUCCAGUUGAGUUCGUGUGCUCUAACUGAAUUAAUCUCCAGGGAUUCUUUCUGCGCACCGGAGAUAGAGAUUUUUUCAGCUGUACGAUUAUGGGUCAAUGCCAAUCCUGAUGUUGACCCAGCUGAAGUACUAGCUCAACUAAGAUUGAGUCUAAUACCACUAUCGGACCUUUUAACUACCGUAAGGUCGUCUCAAUUAGUAUCGUCAGAUGCGUUAUUGGACGCAAUCACUGUACAGACAGAAACUCCCGAUUCAAAACUUCCAUAUCGUGGCCAUUUGCUUGUCGACGAAAAUGUUGCUGCUCUGUCUCACGAUGCUGAAGUGUUACAGGGAGAAAUGCGUAACUACCUACUUAAUGGUGAUACUCAUAACUAUGAUAUGGAACGUGGUUAUACCAGGCAUACCAUAUCUGACACAGAGGAGCAUGGAAUUCUUAUCAAAUUAGGAUCACAAUAUAUUAUAAAUCAUAUAAAAAUGUUACUAUGGGAUCUAGAUUUGCGAUCUUAUUCUUAUUAUAUAGAGGGAUCUAUGAAUCAAAAGGAUUGGGUCAUGCUUGUCAAUCACAAACAUUACUUUUGUCGCAGUUGGCAGUAUUUAUAUUUUGAGCCAAGGGUAGUGCUUUAUAUUCGUAUUGUAGGAACAAAUAACACAGUAAAUAAGGUUUUUCAUGUUGUCAAUUUUGAAGCAUACUACACAAAUCAUACUGAGAAACUUUCACAAGGCUUUAUAGUACCCACCAAAAAUAUCGCUACUAUCGAGCGAAGCGCAUGUGUCAUUGAAGGUGUGAGUAGGUCACGUAAUAAUUUAUUGAAUGGAGACACGUCUACUUACGAUUGGGACAGCGGUUAUACGUGCCAUCAACUCGGCUCUGGAUCUAUUCUAGUACAAUUAGGCCAGCCAUAUAUGAUAGCAUCCAUGCGAUUACUACUUUGGGAUUGUGAUAAUCGCUCCUACUCGUAUUACAUAGAAGUAUCAGGCAAUGCAUGGAAUUGGGUAUUAGUUGCUGAUAAAACUAAAGAGACCUGUCGAUCUUGGCAGACGAUACAUUUUCAUCCGCCCCGUCCAGUAGUUUUUAUAAAAAUAGUAGGCACUCAUAAUACUGCAAAUGAGGUGUUUCAUUGUGUUCACUUCGAAUGUCCAGCACCGGUAGAUGAAAAAUCCUCAAAAUCGCCAACACAAGAGGGACAAACGUCAACGUCAUCAGACGGUAAUUUUUUACCUCUUCCUCCUCCACCACCUUCUCCACCUUCUGCUCCUGAGGUAGCUACGGAAGCAGUCCACAUCGAUAGUGAUGAAUCGUAACUAGAAUAAAGAGUCUGCAUAAUAAACAAAGAUGAAACACGAGUGACAGCUCUGUCAAUGAUCCUGUAGUUGCUGCUCUUGUUUUCUGAGCUAGAUGAAUUUAAACGAUUCGUCGAGUGUCCUCAAUGCAAACUUUAAGACUGUUCAAUAAUAAUGAUUCUAUAUAAAAUUGUAAUUAGUCAUCUCGUUUUUUUGUUUACGAAUUCUAUUUUUAUUAUCAUAUCGAUGAUGCAUAGUACGCGCAGCAGCUGUCAAUUUUAAUCAAUGAUGUAAUAAUUAGCCAUCUUUUGCACAUCCAUACUCGAUUUUGUUGGUUGGAUGCCAAUUUAAAGAAUUUAAGUACACCAGUUAUGAAUCGAGAGUUUUAGAGUGACACAAAGCCAUGUGUCAUCUUACAUUUCAAUACAUAUAUAUAUAAAAUUUUAUUUUUGUAUGACCAAAUGAUUAAUAUAUGUGUGUUAUUAUUUAACUGUUAAAAAAUUAACGUAAUAUAUCUUAAUAUACAAUUUUUUAUAUAAUGUGCAAUUGAUGUGCAUUUUCUACUUCUUAAAUAUUGUUUUAAGUAUCAAUUAUUGUAAAGCUCAAAAUAUUUUAAUCGUAUAAAUGAAUAUUUUAAUAUUAUUAUAUAUAUGUAAGUUAUAUCAAAUAUUACGUUAUAUAUUAUAUAAUAUUAAAUAUUAGAUAAUAAUAUAUACAUAUCUGUAAAUAUUUGCAAACGCAAUACGUUGAUCGUAUGCGCUUAUGUGUUUGGCAAUUCUUCAAUCUUUGUCGAUAUCUUUAGUAAUAUAAUGUACUAAACUAAUUUAUGUUUAUCAGAUAAAUGAUAUUGAUUUAUUAACUGAGCCAAAGUCAGGAAAUUUUCAAUCGAAUAUGCAUAAUUAUAAUCAUAAUUAUGAUUAUAAUUGUGAUCAUAGAAAGAUUGAGUUUUCCUACUUCUAAAUAUUUUGAAGCUAAAACAUGACAAACAAAUUAAACAUGAUUAUAAAUUGGCAACUGCUACUAAUUGUUUUGUAUAGAAACUAUCUUUCAAUUCUAUGUUACCUAAUAUCUUAUAAGCACGCGAUUAUCUAUAAUAUUAAUAUUCUGUUACAAUUCAAUGGUGACUGGUUCUACACACAGUAUUUCUCGUCGUACAAGUACCUUCUUUGUAGACAUUUUUGUUGCGAAUUUAAUCUUGUGUAUAUACAUAUAAAUCAUUAUUUUUCUAGUCUACAUGUAUUGAAUGUAAUGCAAAACUUGAUUGUAAUAAAUUAUACGAAAUGUUUAAUUGCUGCGAUCAAUAAAAUAUAAUAUUUUAGAA
This is a messenger RNA of Solenopsis invicta (red fire ant), 3654 nucleotides long. It is a transcript of the gene BTBD9, whose product is annotated as BTB/POZ domain-containing protein 9. The coding region runs from base 528 to 2354 and encodes 608 amino acids. Gene Ontology annotation, molecular function: protein binding. The record is from RefSeq and is a predicted model, not a curated record. NCBI's taxonomy places the organism in Eukaryota, Metazoa, Arthropoda, Insecta, Hymenoptera, Formicidae. The transcript has 9 exons. Gene Ontology annotation, biological process: modulation of chemical synaptic transmission; adult locomotory behavior; circadian behavior.